This is a messenger RNA of Cottoperca gobio, 1145 nucleotides long. RefSeq names its product regulator of cell cycle (gene rgcc). The coding region runs from base 137 to 496 and encodes 119 amino acids. The record is from RefSeq and is a predicted model, not a curated record. Gene Ontology annotation, biological process: regulation of cell cycle. Lineage: Eukaryota; Metazoa; Chordata; Actinopteri; Perciformes; Bovichtidae. The transcript is spliced from 5 exons.
GCGCUGGAGGGUUAGUUCAAGACCUGCAGGAGUGUUGGACACAGGAGGACAGAUACACACACACACACACACACACACACACAUAUUUAUAUAUAACUAACAGUUUUGGAUAAUCUCAACUGUGAUCACUGGAAUAAUGAAGUCUCCGAAGCUGAAACCUCGAGCGAAGUUCGUGAACGAGGAGGAUCUGAACGACGUGCUGUGCGAGUUCGACGCGGUGAUGGAAGACUUCACGUCGCCGGUGGAGAAGCGACACUUCAGGUACGACGAACACCUGAAGACCAUGAAGAGGAGGAGCAGCGCGAGCGUCAGCGACAGCGGCAUCAGCGACUCAGAGAGUGCAGAGUCGCUCAACAGAAACAGCUUCAGCUUCAGUGACGAGAGGCUGAACUCCACCAACUCACCUCCUCUUAUGUCACCUAAACCGAAGCUUGGCGACACGAAGGAGCUGGAGGACUUCAUCGCCGACCUUGACAGGACAUUAGAGAGCAUGUGACGCGGAGGCUCACAGUCGUCUUGGAGUGUGGCCAUGAGGGAGGGAGGGAGUGGACGUCUGGACCCCCAUUGAGCAGCUAACAUGCGCCUGGCCCCCACACUGAAAACCACCCAACAGGAUGCCACAGCAAUAUCCAAGUGUCUCCAGCACGGCAGCAGGUCUAGCCAGCACCCUCCUAAAGUUAACCCAGCAGUGCUCCACUACCUCCAGGACAUCACUCACCACAACAUGGCUCAGAGUUAGCACUGUGGGGGCCGAGGACGAGAAUACUUCUGCAGCCCUGAUGUAAUGGACUCCAUGAGAUGUUGGGAGGAGAUGUGGAAUAUAAUGAGUCACAUUCAUAAAUCAGACCAGGUUGCACUCCCUCGUCCCAAACUUGAGCUGGAAGAGUAUUUAAAAAAUGGCUUUUUAUAAUAGAAAUAUAUUUGUAAUUUUAUAGAGCUUCUUAUUGUAAAUCUCUUUUUUUUUGGGGGGGGGGAAUAUAUUUUUGUAUUUUAUGUAAAUAAUAAUUGUUCCAAAUUCUAUAACGUCAGAUUGAGAUUGGAAACUUAACUGGAGUGAAGUUGGUUACAUGUGAACUGAUCAUUUAAUCAGUAUAUGUGUAUUUAAUACAGCUAAUGCCAGACGUGAUAUUAAAGUAUGAAAUGUU